CAAAGCAGGUAGCUGCGCAUACUGGUCGAUCGAUCGAACAGUAAACUUGAAAGAAUAAACAGUAAAAUUUUCAGCUGCUGGUUCGUCUAUAAAAUGGCCAUCAGCUGAGAGAGUGUUCAGCAAAAUUAUUGAUCAUUCCUCGCACACUUGCUCUUUCUUCCAGGCCAGGGGAGAGACGAUACAAGAGAGUUAUUAGUUGUUCGAUAGCAUAGGCCAUAUAUAGGGUCGUCGAUCGAUCGAUAACGAGUAGAAGAGAUGGGUUCUCUGAUGUCUGGCUGGAGCUCGUCAGUACUGAGUGACAAGGAAGUUCGUCUGAUGAGGAACCGGUCGCUGACCAACGACGAGGUGGAGGCGUUCUGGAGGAAGCACGGCGGGAGGCCGGCGGAGAACGGCGAGGCGUCGCCCGGCGGCUCCCCGCUCGCCGGCUCCCCCGGCGCGCAGGAGACGACGAUCCCGCUCGCCGCCAGGCAACUGAAGGCGAUGAGGUCCAUGCCUCCGCUGCGCGGCGGGAUGAGGAGCGACGACCUGCCCUCGCCGUGCGCCGCCGGCCAGCACGCCCGGUGCUUGUAUCCCGCUAGCGAGCCGUCGUCACCGGCGACGACCGCCCGCGGCAAGGGCUGCUUCUUCCACGGGAACGCCGCCGCCGCCGCCGCCGCCGACGACGACGACGAUACCUCCAGCACGAGCCGCGGCUGGUGGACUCGUAGCAGCUGGGCGUUCCUGAACGAUCCGCCGAAAGAGGAGGUGGUGCUGGGCAGGGCGCAGAUGAUGAGCUUCGCGUGCGACCAGUUCCACGCCGCCCGGAUCGUCACCGGCAACGCCUAAGCUGUAGCGCGCGCACGUCCGGCCCUGCACAUACACGUGUGAAAGUGUUGUGUAAUUAACUUGUAUUCGUUGUCCUUUAGGCUUGAGACGAGUUGUUACCACCUUUUUCUCUAGCUAGCUAGUACGUGUCGAAGUGUAAACACGUACAGUGCAUGUCAUGGCAUGGUGAGCGGCUGCCGGCCGUUGGAUCGUACAUGUAAUGUAACAAAAGAGGAACGUUUUGAUGUUGGAAUGAAGAAGCUAUUAUAUUUCA
Messenger RNA from Panicum virgatum (switchgrass), 1078 nucleotides. RefSeq lists its product as uncharacterized. The transcript is spliced from 4 exons. The record is from RefSeq and is a predicted model, not a curated record. Lineage: Eukaryota; Viridiplantae; Streptophyta; Magnoliopsida; Poales; Poaceae. Bases 256 to 825 code for a protein of 189 amino acids.